AUGCAACGCCUCAUUGAACUCGCAAAGGUUUCUGGCUCUGACGAUGUCCGUGACAUGACGGGCGAAAGCUCAGCACGGAGCCAUCGCGGUCGUAGGACAGUGAGCCGAGGUCUUCUUGGCACAAUUCAACAGACAAAAGUCCCUUCUUCCCGCCUUCUCAAACGAAAUGAAAGGUACCCCGGUAUCAUCCUGUUAAGGGAUUUUUCGAAAGCCAGCUUCUCUUCAUAUCUCAAAAGUGCACUGGGGCUGAGACCGAAUGAAAUCAGUCAGUUAGAAGAUAAGAAACCGAUCUACGGGCCCAUGAGGCAGAUCCGGAAUAGGAGGACCAGGCCGGAUCAGCCAAUCGAAAGGGGGGAGUCGAGGACAGGAUUGCUUGGUUGGCAGUAUCCGGCCUGGUGCAAACUUCCGGUUAUUUUGCACGUAUUUGUUGCCACAGAAACUGGUCGCGUGAGGCCACACCUAUUCUACAAGGCCUGCCGAGUGCCCGGAAAGGCGCCUCUGCAGGGCUGCAUGGAGCGCCAACUAGACACGACCAGUGUGAUAGAGAUACAGUUUCCGCCAUCGCUCUUCGCUUCGCCGGACCCAGUCAUGACGUAA
This is a messenger RNA of Protopolystoma xenopodis, 597 nucleotides long. The record is from the annotation of a GenBank genome assembly. Lineage: Eukaryota; Metazoa; Platyhelminthes; Monogenea; Polystomatidea; Polystomatidae.